UGGCGUGCGGCAUAGACACGUUCCUCUUAGUUUUAGUGUUCAAACUAAAUGUUACUACUAAGACACAUGGAAGUGACUACUUAAAAUUGACGUGAAUACUUACAGCAAUGGAAGUCAAAUGAGGUCAAGUCUGUACGCAAGUCGUAAAGGAUUCUAGUGGCAGGAUGAGGCUUUUCUUGAAGCGUAAAAUUCUGGUUUUGCUGAUUACGCUGGCGCUCAUUAUUUUAAUUGGAUUGUCUACAAGGCCUUUGGAAUCAAAUGACACUAGGCAGACGGUGAGCAAGAAACAAGGGAAGCAGACGCCGGUCACCCUGACCCCUACCAUGUACACACCUCCGUCUUUCAACUACAGCAGCCGAUAUUGGAGUGCCAUGUACCAGGAUAUAACAAACAUCAGCAUCUCGGUGCCGCCAAUGCCAGGUGUACACAGCUACCUGCCCCACCUGAAGGCUAAUCCUGACAACAUCUUACCUGAGUUCUUGUUGUCUAAGGGCAGGCAGAAUGUUAGCUUCGUGAUUGGGAUUCCUAGCAUCAAACGGCCAAUCGAUAUGUACCUGUUCAAUACUUUAAAGUCUUUGAUCAACGGCUUGAAUGAAACGGAGAGAGGUGAAACCCUGCUCAUUGUCUGUAUUACUGAACCUGCUGAUGUAGCAUAUGAAAGGGGAGUAAUCGAGGAGAUACGAAGAAGGUUCCCCCUGGAGGUGAGCGAGGGCCUGCUGGAGGUGAUGACGCCACGAGCCAGCUUCUACCCGGACCUGGGUCGACUGAAGCCCUCGUUAGGGGACUCGCCCACACGUGUCAGAUGGAGAUCUAAACAGAAUCUUGAUUAUGCUUUUUUGAUGUUCCACGCUUGGCACAGAGGAAGAUACUAUCUUCAGCUAGAGGAUGACAUACAAGCCUCACCAGGGUAUGUGAACAGCAUGAAACAAGCUAUAGCAGAGAACUACGGGGACUGGUUUCUGCUGCAGUUUUCUACUCUAGGGUUCAUAGGGAGACUAUUCAAGUCGGAAGACGUGCCGAAGGUGAUGGAGUUUUUGCUGAUGUUUUUCUCACAGAAGCCCUGCGAUUGGCUGCUCGGGGACUUCCUGCAUGUGAGGAUGUGUAGCCAUGGAGACAAAUGGUCGUUGUGUUUACAUAAAAUUCAAAGCGUGGCCCGACCUAUUACACCAUCACUGUUCCAACAUGAAGGAUUCCACUCCUCACUAGAGGGGACCAUCAACAAACUGAAGGAUUCAGGAUUUGGUGUGAAUGUGAGCCAACCAUCCCACAACCCUCCUCUCUCAGUGGUGAUUACAACCCUACAGACGUACCUAGAUAAGGAUAUCUACACGGCUUAUAACGGCGACGGCAUCUUCUGGGCCAGCAGCCCUAAAAUAGGUGACGUCAUCGACUUUGUCUUUGACCAGCCGGCUAACCUACACAGGAUCGUCAUAACCAGCGGAAACGCCGACCACGAAGGCGACAUCCUACGCGAUGCCUCUAUAGAAGUACUGCCAGAGAAACAGCUGGACAGGAACAUGACGCAAGGCCCCCGGUCCUUCUCUGACCAGGAGCGAUUGGCCAACAAAAAGAGAGCCAACUACCUGCCCCAACUUGACCCUGAGUACGACACGUUCUACACACUCGGGGCGUGCGACUACAACGGCAGCAUUGAUGUGCAAGUCCCGCAACAGCUCGGGAGAAUUUGGAUCGUGCGAAUCGUCUUCCAUUCUAGCUCGCCGACCUGGCUGAUUAUAAAUAAGAUUGAAAUGCGAGUUGGAAAGCAUUAGUCCAGUAUUUAAACAGAUGGAGAUAAUGGCAACUGUUUUACUCAUUCCAGAAAAAUCUUUGUGUAAAUAGCAUCACUUUUGGUAUUUAAGAUUAUCACCCCCCCCCCGUCACAAUAUUAUACCCCUACAAAAUGACGUCACACAUCGGCCUCCCAUCCUCAUUAAAACUUUACUAAUUCUAAUCAGUAUUAACUAUUAUGCUGCUUUAAUUGGAGAUCUGAACCAGCUUCAAA
Molecule: messenger RNA, 2002 nt
Organism: Physella acuta
Lineage: Eukaryota; Metazoa; Mollusca; Gastropoda; Physidae
Product: alpha-1,3-mannosyl-glycoprotein 4-beta-N-acetylglucosaminyltransferase B-like
Biological process (GO): protein N-linked glycosylation
Cellular component (GO): Golgi stack; endoplasmic reticulum; endoplasmic reticulum-Golgi intermediate compartment
Molecular function (GO): acetylglucosaminyltransferase activity
Source: RefSeq, a predicted model, not a curated record